Messenger RNA from Varanus komodoensis (Komodo dragon), 3341 nucleotides. It is a transcript of the gene GRN, whose product is annotated as granulin precursor. The record is from RefSeq and is a predicted model, not a curated record. Gene Ontology annotation, cellular component: extracellular region. The transcript is spliced from 12 exons. Lineage: Eukaryota; Metazoa; Chordata; Lepidosauria; Squamata; Varanidae. Bases 296 to 1879 code for a protein of 527 amino acids.
UUAUAUUUGAACUAGUAAUAUCGCGCACGUGUUUGGAAAAUGACUAAUGUGAUCGUGUGACCGGCAUCACAUCUAGGGCGGGGAGGCGAGGCCGUGGGCCCAACUAACCAGGAGCAAAGGGGUGCAACUCCCCGCUGCUUUAAAGAAAGAAAGCGCCCAAGCGCUGGUGGUAGGAGGGGCGGCUUGAGCAAGCCUACUUAGAACGGCGUGGCCUGAACCUGGGCUUUGCUCGCCUGGCGGCACGCAACCAGCCGUCGCGGGAGCCGGUGCAACGGGCUUCAGGUUCAAGGCCAAGAUGUGGGCACGGUGGAUGGUGUAUAUUGUGUUGGGUGGGACAACUUCUUCUCUGAAGUGCCCUAAUGGACAUACAUGUGAGGGCAUCUCUACUUGCUGCAAGCUGCCUGAAGGGGAUGAAUAUGCCUGCUGCAACCAGCCACAGCUCAUGAGAGCAUCACAGGGCACGCUGUAUGCAGAGAGCUCGAACAAGAUCCCUGGUGUUGUAUGUCCUGAUGGUACCACGUGUCCCGAAGAAUAUUCCUGUGUGCAUACUGAGGGCAGUUCCUUUGCCUGCUGCCCUUGGAAAGAGGCCACCUCUUGUGCUGACAAACGUCAUUGCUGCCCCUCUGGUUCCUAUUGCAGUGCUGAUGGACAAUUGUGCUUGCAGAAUGAAGUUUUAACUUCUACUAAAUUUGGUGCUGUUCAGUGCCCAGAUGGUGAAUCAGAAUGCCCAAAUGAAUCUACUUGUUGUCCGAUGGCUGAUGGAUCCUGGGGCUGCUGCCCAUUGCCUGAGGCAUCCUGCUGUUCCGACGGGAUCCACUGCUGUCCCCAUGGCAUGCGUUGUGAUCUUGUGCAUGCACAGUGCUCGGCGGCCUCCGGGAAGCAGCCUCUUCAGGAGAAGUUCCCAGCGAGGAAGCAAGCGCCAGUGGCAAGUGUUCCUCAAAGAAAUAUUUGCCCCGAUAACCAGUCGAGCUGUCUGGAAACUGCCACCUGCUGCCGACUCCCCUCCAGCCACUAUGGCUGCUGCCCCUUGCCGAAUGCUGUGUGCUGCCCCGACCACCUGCACUGCUGCCCACAGGGCACCACGUGUGACCUGACCCAUUCCACAUGCAUCAUGACCCUGCGCCAGUUGCUGCCAAUCACCCACCUCCCUGUGGAUGUGCAAACAACUCACGAGGUGCGUUGUGAUGCAGAACACUCGUGUCCGGAUGGAAACACCUGCUGCAAGAAGGCCUCAGGCACAUGGGGGUGCUGCCCCCUGCCGCAGGCUGUCUGUUGCACUGACGGCAGGCACUGCUGCCCUGAGGGCUACACCUGUAAUUCAUCCUUGGGCAUCUGCCUGAAGCCAGGACACUCCCUGCCUUGGGUUCGCAAGCUCCCCGCCAGCGGGCCGCAAAGCCGGGGCAUCCGCUGCAACGACACUGCCAGCUGCAAGGAAGGGCAGACAUGCUGCAGGGGUGUGUCAGGUGACUGGAGCUGCUGCCAGCUGCCCAAGGCUGUCUGCUGCGAGGAUCACCUGCACUGCUGCCCCUCUGGAUACACCUGCAACGUUAUGGCCCAGUCCUGUGAGAAGCAGCCGAAGCCCAAGCCCCUGGAUGCCGGGGCGCUGCUGGCCGCUUGGUUUGCUGCCGCCUCCAGCCGGGACUCGCCAUGCGGGGACCAGCACUACUGUCGUGGCGAGCAGACCUGCUGCAAGGCACACUCGGGUGGGUGGGCUUGUUGCCCCUACAGCAAGGGAACCUGCUGCCAUGACAGACGCCACUGCUGCCCACCCGGCUUCUAUUGCUCCCGCUCCGGCUUCGAGUGCUUUAGGCGGCAGCCUCUCCGCUGGGACAUCAGCAUCUUCUCCCCUUACUCUGCCCCAGCAUCACCAUUGGUCUGAAGUGCCUUCCCAGGUCGACUUGCCACACUUGGGACUGAACUGAGCUGUUCGGGGAGAAGCAGUGGGGUGGAGGUAGGGCAGGGCUACUCUGCCAGGGGCUGUUCUGCCAUGGAAGGCAUCUUGCUGUCCACCCCAUGUGGGUACAAGAGACCAUCCUUUCCUCUUCUUCAGGCAUUGCCUGCAACAACGAGUCUGUUUUCUUACCUGUUCUGCGUGACUUGCCCUCCAAAACCAGUGGGGUCCACCACUGUGCCUGCAUCCCAGAAUUUGGAAAAUCCCGAGCCUUGCUUCUCCCAGACAGAUUUCUGGGGGUCUGAUGUCUUGUUUUGCCUCUGCAGUUCCUUCAUAGUGAACGAGAAAUGGAGGUUUGUUUCUGUACACUUGUUAAGAAUUUGGUCUUGACACUGGAUUGGCAGCAGUCUUUGCUGCAUUGCUUUUCCUCCCUGUUCUGGGUCUGCUGUCCCACUGAGGCUCUUGGGGUGCUUUCUUUUGCUUCUACAUUGUCACUUCCUCUCUGCGGGCUGAAAGCCGACCCAACUUUCUCUACAGCAGUACUUGGAAAGAGCAGAGUUGCCUGUGUUCAGAAUCUUGCCCUCCAAAGCACACUAACAGCCAGGGGUCUAGUGCUGCUUCAGGAAGCAGUGCGAUUCUGGGGUAAGAUCGGUGGGGGGGCGGGGGGGCUUUCGUUCUUGUGCCCAGAUGUUGAUACGAGAAAAAUGGGGAACGGCGUGGCCUGCCUUGUGCUAUCUUUGUGCAGGGUAGGCUCAACUGGAACAUGUCUCUCCCUCUCUGCUAUUCAGAGACUUCUUUGCUACCAGCUGUGGUUUCCUCAAAUAAAGGGUUGAUUUAAAACUUGCCUGCAUGAAAUGGUGAAUAAGAAAAAAAUGGUGCUUAAUGUAAAGGUAGUGGGCCUAACAGUAGCUAAUGUUAGUUUCUAACAUGAAAAAUAAACAAGACUGGCUGGUGGUGGGUAAUAAACUUAAACAUGAAAAUAUUAAUAGAAGCUGACCAGCUUUGCAACAUUCCCCAGCCUAAUGCCUUUUAUGUGUGUUGGACUGCAAUUCCCACCAUCCAUGCUGGGGAUGGUGGGAGUUGUAGUCCAACACAUCUGAAUGGCAUUUGGGAAAGGUGGUCUAUAGGGGUGCUCAGAGAUGAUGAUUUUUUUAAAAAAAUAAGUGAAUCCGACAACUUGGUUUUCAGUCUUGAGAAUGCAAAACUGUGGUGGCAUUUUUAGCAGAUGGAGACACAGUAGGCCAAAUAACUAGUCACCAGGAUUUUUAGAAAGUUUUGCACAAAGACAGGACAUUUUAUGACCUGCCCAAACCUUGCAACAAGUGCUCAUGACAGCAACCGACUCACUGCCAGAAAUCAGAUGUGGAAACUUAUGGCUGUGUCUCUCCAGCUAUAAAAAGCAGGAAGGGGAGGCAAUUUAAGUAUCUAUUAAUAAAAUAUAUCUAUCAAA